Haemonchus placei is the source of this 558-nucleotide messenger RNA. The record is from the annotation of a GenBank genome assembly. Lineage: Eukaryota; Metazoa; Nematoda; Chromadorea; Rhabditida; Trichostrongylidae.
AUGAUCGAACGACGUCGUCUUCCAUCUGCGUCCUACAACUCACCCGUUGAAAAUGAACAGUGGUCACGAUGUGAAUUUGCCGAACAGUCGGUUGUGAUCGUGGGGGAGAAUCGCGAUGCUACACAAAUUGCUCGACAUGUCGCUAACAAACAGGUAUCCUCUCCAUUUUUCGUCAUGGACAUGCCAUCAGUGAUGGCUCGUGUGGACGAUUGGCGAGACCAUCUGCCCCGCGUCCAGGCUUACUACGCCCUUCGUUGCAAUGCCGAUCCUGUGCUAGCGAGAAUGCUUGCUGACUAUGCACGACUUGGGUUUGCAGUCACCGAUGCGCAAGAGCUGGCUGUGGUGAGUAAGCAGAUCUUUCUUGUUAGUUCUUCAAAAAAAAAAAAGGAAAUAUUCAAGGCACUUGAACUCGUUUCCGCCGACCGAAUCAUCAUGGACUGCCCACUGUGGACACGUAAAUCUAUGAGAAUUGCUGGUGAAUGUGAAGUCGGAACCAUCGUGAUUGAAAAUGAGAAACAGCUCAUGGAUGCGAUCAGUUAUGCACCACACGCUCGGUGA